Molecule: messenger RNA, 1386 nt
Organism: Moneuplotes crassus
Lineage: Eukaryota; Ciliophora; Spirotrichea; Euplotida; Euplotidae
Source: the annotation of a GenBank genome assembly
GAAUGGAUCAAGAUUUGAUACCCACAAUCACUCAGCAUUUGGAAGAAUUAGAACUCAUUGAUAGUUCUUAUUUCAAGAAAGACAGAAACAUCAAAAUGAGAGAGCUUCAUGACACUAUUAUCGGACUGCUUGAUCAGAACAAGUUUGAAUUUGAGAAUGGAAACAAAAAUGUCAAGAGCCAAUAUUAUUACCUCAGAGGUAAAACUUUGGAUUUCAUUCCGGAAUUCCAAAAGGAAGCUGAGGAAGCUCUUUGCAAAGCUGUCAAGCUGAAGCCUUUCUGGGUUGACCCGAUGAGAGCCCUCGCCCAUGUUUACUGGAAGAAAGCUGAUUACAACAAGUCAGUAAUGUUGUAUAAAAACGCAAUUGAAGAAGAUGAAAAUGAUAAAUAAGGCUCUUAGAUCUUUAUCUAUGGUUAUCAGGAAACUUCCAACAAAAGACUCUCAUGAACAACUUAAGUCACUCAAAGAGAGCAUUGAUUAUGGUAAGAGAGCAGUUGCGUGUGACUUCAAAGACAGUGAAAGCUGGUAUGUGCUUGGGAAUGCUCACCUCACAAAUUUUUUUAUGGGGUCAAAGAAUUAUGAAGAUUUGAAUUUUGCAUUGAAAGCAUAUACUCAGGCUGAGAAGACUCAAGUUUAUGAGCACCCAGACCUGUACUACAACAGAGCCACAAUUUACAACUACCUUGAGAAUUAUACAGAAGCCAUCAAUGAUUAUGAAGUUGCACAUUCGAUCGAUCAAAAUUUGGGAGCCAAAGAUAGAGCAAAAGCUAUUGAAGACUAUGUAAUAAAUGUGUGUAAUCUGAUCAAAAAGAAAGGAACCAUAAAGAGCAAAGUUUUAAAUGGAAUUGUAAAGUCGAUUCCUAAAACUAUUGGACAAGUCAAGUUCAUCAAGCCCGUCAAAGAUCAUAGUGAAGAAACCAAAUAUGAUGAAGAAAAUAAAGAAGAAACCAAAGAAGCCACUUCAAACUUAGUUUCUGACAAAGUCACAAAAUACAAAGUGCUUACUAUUGAACAAUGCAUCAUCGGUGAAAACUCAGGAGGAGUCUUUGUGUGAAAACUCAUUUGUCCAUUAAAGAAAGACCAGGAAGUCCCAAUUUGAUUCUUGGUUGUUGACUCUCAGUUCAAGUUUGCAGUGCUUUCACUAUACAACAUCAGCAGGAACAUUGAUAAAGUUAAGUUUGGUGACACUUUGAUGGUCAAAGACCCCACCUAUAAAGUAGUUAGUGUUAGGUACAAACAAAAUGUGUUAGCAUAUUCGUGAGUGAUGGUCACUGACAUUUGCAACAUUUUAGUGAACAAGAAGCCUUUAACAGAUGAGGUCUACCAUGCCGAACUGGUUACUGAAACAUUCACCUAAACAUAACUUAACCCACGUUUUUCAAUCUUA